Chanos chanos (milkfish) is the source of this 1403-nucleotide messenger RNA. RefSeq names its product protein phosphatase 1, regulatory subunit 3Ca (gene ppp1r3ca). The transcript has 2 exons. Gene Ontology annotation, cellular component: protein phosphatase type 1 complex. NCBI's taxonomy places the organism in Eukaryota, Metazoa, Chordata, Actinopteri, Gonorynchiformes, Chanidae. Gene Ontology annotation, molecular function: glycogen binding; protein phosphatase 1 binding. Gene Ontology annotation, biological process: regulation of glycogen biosynthetic process. The record is from RefSeq and is a predicted model, not a curated record. Bases 238 to 1203 code for a protein of 321 amino acids.
ACAUGAGAAAUAUGCAAAUGAGUUAGAUGUGGCACUUGAAAAUGCUACCGCGAGCGCUGCUAAGCCUGCACUGCUGAGCAGUGAGAGAGGGGUGUGUCUGCAGACUCAGAGAAGUUCUUCUAUGAGGGAACUCUGGAACACCUCAGAAUACACAGUGUACCUUCAGGACAACUGAAAGUGCCUGACUUUUUUUCCUAUGCACCUGCAGAAUUACCGCUAAAACCGACUUCUUUUUCCAUGAGUUCUGCCAGCAUUCUCCAUAUCAUCAAUUCCCAAAUGCCGGGUCCCGUCAUGCCUGUCGAUAUGGCCAUGCAGCUGUACAUCGCCCAUUCUCCUCCUCUGCGUAGCUUCCUGAGUUCUUACGAAGACUAUCGAAGCCGAAAACUGGUCAACACUCGCUACAAGCCUCUGAGGCCCUGUCUCAGUGCCAAAGCCCCUCUAGAACCACCCUGCCUGGGCUGGCAGACACCCAAGGGCAAAACCAAGAAGAGGGUCGCAUUCGCCGACUCCAAGGGCAUGUCUCUGACAGCUGUCCACAUCUUUUCAGUGGGUGAUGAUGAAUCCAGUGUUUCCCAGCUGCAGUUUGACCUGACAGAGUUAGAGGGUGCCACAGCCACGUUACGCAUCAACUCCGUCCAGAGCCGUGUUCUUGAUUUUCCGCAGCCCGCCGCAGAUUACCUGGACUUCAGAAGCCGGUUGCUGAAGAAUUCCGUGUGUUUGGAAAACUGCACCCUGCAAGAGCGAUCCCUCACCGGUACAAUCAAGGUCCGGAACCUAGCCUUUGAGAAGUCUGUUCAUGUACGGAUAACCUUUGACACAUGGAAGAGCUACCAGGAUGUUGAGUGUACCUUCAUGAAUAACGUCUAUGGCUGCCAAGAUACAGACACGUUCUCUUUUGUGAUUGAAUUACCCAGUUAUGUGUCGUCUCAAAACAAGGUUCAAUUUUGCAUCUGUUACAAGACAGGAGGGCAGACAUUCUGGGACAAUAAUGACAACAGAAACUAUGGGCUUGUGCCCUCUCCAUGGAAUCAGGACAACGACUGGAACUCGUCAACACAGUGGAAGAAAUGUAACCAGCCCAAUAAGCAGGGGAGGAAGUCAGAAAUGGAGUUUGAUCAGUUUGGAAGCCCUCGUACCUCAAGUGGACUCUUCCCUGGUUGGCAGAGCUGGGGCCACACCAAGAAUACCGCUCCCUAUUGGUGACUGAAGAAGUGCCUCCAUUAACGUUCAAGAGUGAAUCCAACAGCAAUUGGGAUCCAACAGCAGCUGAAAAUUACUGCUCAUUUUUCACACUGCACCAUGUGAAACAGCAGUUACUCUCCUGAGACACAGCUACAUUUUAUGCUACAGUAAUAACUAAAAACCAAGCACUGAUUUUAUUCUCGCCCAAUACAAGACAAAAA